Enterobius vermicularis (human pinworm) is the source of this 527-nucleotide messenger RNA. The record is from the annotation of a GenBank genome assembly. NCBI's taxonomy places the organism in Eukaryota, Metazoa, Nematoda, Chromadorea, Rhabditida, Oxyuridae.
AUGAAAAUCAGUAUUGUUGUCCUCUUACUUCUACCAACAGUAAUCUUAACUGACACUGCACCAACUCGAGCUGCCAGUGUUAAGGGAACUUUGCUGUGCGGUAAAACUCCGUAUGAAGGAGCCCAUGUUUUUCUUUUAAGAAUGAAGUCUGAAGGUAUGUGGAAGAUUGCUGAUUAUCUCAGAGAGUGCUCAAGCUAUGAAAGCGUUUUUAUAAAACAGAUUCUUGCAGAUAAAAAUCAAAUUUUGGAUAGUAGAAUUACAUCCAGAUUUGGAAUGUUCCAAGUAGACGGAAAUACACAGGGACGUGCACAGAACGAAACCACUUUGAUGCCUAUUUUACGCGUUUUCCACAGAUGCGAUGUUGAAGACAAGCACACUAAUCGAUAUAGAAAAUGGCAAAUGCAAAUUCCAUCUGAAUACGUCAGUAAUGGAAGACGAGCGCUGAAGGUUUACGAUAUCGGAACCCUAAAUCUGCAGCUGCAGUUUCCGAAGGAAAAGGAAGUUACCUUUGAGCCAACAAUGUAACU